CUAAAAACCUCUCCCUCUUUAUUGACUUUUGAGUUCAAUUCAAAGUGUCACAUUUUUACCCCCGUGCGUUUUGUUUUGAUUUUGUUUUUUUGAUAGGAUGCUUCUGGGAAGUGUGAAAGCCAUCUCAAUGGGAAAAAAAAAAAAAAACCUAUCUAACAAAAACAAAAAACUGAACAAAUAAGGCGUGGGGGAGGAUUAGUUGGGCUGUCGGCUGCCCUGAACUCAUUCCCAUCCAGAAUUAGUGCUCAGAAUACCCUUCAAUCCUUUUUGCUUCCCAACCUGUCCGUAGACGGUGGAUGCGUGAAUCUCUGGUGGACUGUAGUGCCAUAGUGGUAAGCAAGCAAGAAAAGCAGUAGAGCAUUCGUUCCAUCCCCUUAAAUUCUUUAGCGCAUGUGAAAAUCAAUCCUAUAUUUCCUCGUUUCCAUGCUCCUUCCACUUCCUACCAAAUCAAAUAAGAAAAUCUGCCGAACAAACAUUUCAAUUUCCAGUACAGAACCAUUCCCCCACCAUCUUCCUCACUUUCACUGUUACUAGCCUACUGAGCCCUAUUACUAACUAUCCGAUCUGAUCCAGAGGUACUUAAGCUCGAAGCCAACCGCUUUAAUGGCAGAAAAGCUCAUAUUUUUCUGGGUUGUACUCCUUUUCUCAUGCCCAGUUCGCUCCCAGCUUGACGAGCUGUUCUACAGCGGCUUUAAGGAUGUACCCCCCGACAACAUAACCCUAGACGGUUCUGCCGAGAUUCAGAACGACGGUAUUCUCCGUUUAACCAACAACACAAGGAGGCUGAUUGGCCACGCCUUCUACUCGUCUCCGAUCCAGUUCAAGAACUCCACCAACGGCACCGCUUCUUCUUUUUCCACCUGCUUCGCUUUCGCCAUAGUUCCCGAGUACCCCAAGCUCGGCGGCCAUGGCCUCGCCUUCGCCAUCUCGCGCUCGCGCCAUCUCCCUGAUGCUCUCCCAAGCCAGUACCUCGGCCUCCUCGGCUCCGGCAAUAUCGGGAACUUCUCAAACCACGUCUUCGCCGUUGAAUUCGACACCGUUCAAGACUUCGAGUUCAACGACACGAACGAUAACCAUGUUGGGAUCGAUAUAAACAGCUUGAUUUCGAACGUUUCCGCCGCCGCCGCGUACUACGCCCCGGAUUCGAAGAAGAAGCAAGGGCUCAAUCUCACGGGCGGGACCAUAAUUAUGGCGUGGAUCGAUUACGAUUCGGUGCGAAACCAGUUAAAUGUCACGCUUUCGCCGUCGUCUGAAAAGCCCAAAUUCUCAAUCUUGUCGUUUGAUGUAGAUCUCUCGCCGUAUCUGCAAGAAUCCAUGUUCGUGGGGUUCUCUGCUUCCACGGGUCUGCUCGCGAGCUCUCACUACAUCUACGGUUGGAGUUUCAAGAUCAACGGAGAAGCCAAACCUCUCGACCUCUCUUCUCUUCCAUCGCUCCCCGGACUAAAAAAGAACCGCACGGCCUUACUUGCGGCCGUCUCUGUUUCGAUUGUUCUUGUGGUGCUCCUUUCGAUCGGCGUGGCGUUUUAUCUAAUCAACAAGAUUAGAAACACUGACGUGAUUGAAGCUUGGGAGCUCGAUAUUGGUCCGCAUCGAUUCUCUUACCAGCAGCUCAAGAAAGCAACUAAAAAAUUCAGGGACAAAGGAUUACUGGGGUUCGGCGGAUUCGGCCGAGUAUAUAGAGGAACUCUGCCCGAUUCGAACACCCAAGUUGCGGUUAAGCGAAUCUCCCACGAAUCAAAGCAAGGGUUGCGAGAAUUCGCGUCAGAGAUCUCUAGCAUAGGCCGUUUGCGUCACAGGAAUCUUGUUCAGUUACUGGGAUGGUGUCGCCGACGAGGCGAUCUUCUUCUUGUAUACGAUUUCAUGCCCAAUGGGAGCUUAGACAAGUACUUAUUCGACGAACCCAAAACAAUUCUCAGCUGGGAACAGAGAUUCAAGAUCAUCAAAGGCGUCGCCUCAGGCCUUCUCUACUUGCACGAAGGGUGGGAACAAACCGUGAUUCACAGAGACAUCAAGGCUGGAAAUGUGCUUUUAGAUUCUGAACUAAACGGCCGCCUAGGCGACUUCGGGUUGGCCAAAUUGUACGAGCACGGCUCGAACCCAAGCACGACCAGGGUGGUCGGAACUCUGGGGUACCUGGCGCCGGAGCUCACGCGCACCGGCAAGCCCACCACGUGCUCUGACGUCUUCGCUUUCGGUGCGCUCUUACUGGAAGUGGUUUGCGGAAGAAGACCGAUUGAGCCCAAAGCAUUGCCGGAGGAGCUCAUUCUGGUGGACUGGGUAUGGGACAAGUGGCGAGAAGGAGCCAUUCUGGAUGUGGUUGAUCCCAAAUUGAGGGGCGAGUACGAGGAGACGGAGGUGGUGGUGGCGCUCAAAUUGGGGCUAAUGUGCUCUAACAACGCGCCGGGGGCCCGACCCACGAUGAGGCAGGUGGUGAGGUUCUUGGAGGGGGAGGCGGCGCUGCCGGAGGAGCUGGCGUCGCCCGACGCUUUCGACGGCAAGAAGGGUGGCGCUGGCGGGAGCGGAGUGGAGUUUGAGGAUUAUGUGCACUCGUAUACGUAUCCUGCGUCGUCAUUUUUUGAGAAGGUGAGUACGUGGUCGUCCGGGGAGGCUGAUAUUGAGGCUGCUUCAGCUUCGUCUUUGUAUCUUUCCGGUAGAGGUGAUGGUAGAUAGCCAUGACACGACAGUGAGUGAGCUCGCAAUCUUUGCCCCUCCAUUUUUCUCGAGCUUCCAUUUGGGAUGGCAUUCCUUUUGGGGCUAAUAAUUGUUUUUUGGGGGUAAAUUGUUGGUGUCUAUUGUCGAAAGCUGCCUUGCCAUGGAAUUGAGUUUUUAUUAAUUCAGUUGACGUGAGAUUUUAGGUUCUCCUUUCAUUCAUUAUCAUUCUCCUUUGUUGAGGAGUGUAUAUAAUGGUGUCAUUGUUUGUUGGAUUGGAUAAUAUGGAAAUCAAGGAACCCAGUGUCUCUCGUGGAUGCCAAGUUUUGGAGAUAACGAGAAUGACGAAGUAUUAUGGUGGUGUUUUUAACCGUGUUAGCAACCAGAAAAGACCAAGCGAAAAGACAUCAUUAGUUGGUGGCAUUUUCUUCGUGUUCAUGGAUGGAACUUAACAUGGAUGAUAGCUCGAGGCAAUUUUGGACAAGCCAAGAUUGGCAGUCUCAUUUGGGAUGGAACUAGUUAGUUGAAAUUGGGUUUUUUGAUGCGACAAUAAUAUGAUGGCUACGUAUGCUCUUUGGUUGCCAUUUGUUGAAGGCAUUCGGCUGCCAUUGAAUCAAACUACUCACUGAUGAUUGAAUUUUAUAGACAAUUACAAGCUUCAAAGUUCAAACCCCACCUCCUUCGGUUUACAUUUUCGCCGGAGUAUAGUUUUAUUCAUUUGCUUUGUCAAGGAAAUUAGUACUGUGUGUACGUUUUGAUAAACAUGGGUUUCGAAAAGCAUCGAUCAAGUAAUUGAUUUGACGAUGCAACUACGUUACAUUAUUGGGAGUUUGCUGAUCAUUUUGGCGAGAUGUAUUUUUUAUUUUUUAUUUUCCCAUUGUACUAAAGGGAGAUUGCAGGUACACUACUUAGCUCGAGGCUCACAAUUGAAGUUUUCUAAAGUUUUU
Messenger RNA from Malania oleifera, 3596 nucleotides. Its product is annotated as L-type lectin-domain containing receptor kinase S.4. Gene Ontology annotation, biological process: protein phosphorylation. The record is from RefSeq and is a predicted model, not a curated record. Gene Ontology annotation, cellular component: plasma membrane. The coding region runs from base 604 to 2670 and encodes 688 amino acids. NCBI's taxonomy places the organism in Eukaryota, Viridiplantae, Streptophyta, Magnoliopsida, Santalales, Ximeniaceae. Gene Ontology annotation, molecular function: carbohydrate binding; ATP binding; protein kinase activity. The transcript has a single exon.